Molecule: messenger RNA, 537 nt
Organism: Nicotiana tabacum (common tobacco)
Lineage: Eukaryota; Viridiplantae; Streptophyta; Magnoliopsida; Solanales; Solanaceae
Source: RefSeq, a predicted model, not a curated record
AUGACCUAUCAAAUGAAAAACAAAUCCGAGAAGAAAUUUCUCAAAGAUAAGCGUGUUGAAAAAGUAGCGCUUUCCAAUAAGCAAAAAGCUCUUAGUAAAAGAGCGAUGGAUCUUUCCACCUUAUGUGGAAUUGAUAUAGCAAUUAUAAUUUUUUCAAUUACUGCUGAACCGUUUUUAUUUGGUAAUCCCAAUGUAGAAUCGGUCGUUGAGCGAUUUUUACCAGCAAAACAACCAUUUUACAACAUGUCAAGCCGUGAGACAACACAUGAAAAGCUUGAAGUUUGUGGAAAAAAGGAUAAAAUGAAAAAGAAGGAAAAGAAGGCAACAAAUGAGGAGGAAAAAGGAAAAUCUACAUUGGAAAUUUUCAACCCAACUAAUUUGGAAAGACUCGAGAAGCUGAUGCAAGAGAUUGACGAACUCGAAAAAGAUUUGACUCAGAAAAUUGAUGAGUUACAAUUAGAGAUAGGUGCAAAAGAAUCAAAAUCUGUACUCGAAAUGAAUGUAACAAAUCCUUCAACCAAUUGGUUAAGUCUUUAA